UUUGUUCAUCAUGCUUGGAACUUUGCUCCUUAACCUUAAAAUAAGCAUACAGUUUUUAAGUAACCUCUAAAUUAAAAAUGGCAGAGUUAGAAUUAACGGAGGAAGAUUUAACACAAAAACAUAAAAAAGAACGAAAGGAAUUACAAGCACAAAUACAAACGUUGAAAAAGUCAAUUUGCAAGGGUGAUAAGAAGAAAAAAAGAGAAGUGACUGAGGAAAUUGGUCGUUUAGAAGAAGCUUUAGACAAGAAACAAGAAGAAGAGUUAACUAGAUGGAAAGUUGCACAUCUUAAUAUAAAUAAUGUGGAAAAUGAAAAUGCAGAAAAUAGUAACAAUGAAAGCACAAAUGACAAUAAACAAUGUGAUCAGCUAACACAAAGAGUUUCUAAGGCACAAAAGAGGAGAGACAAGAAAGCAAAUGCAGAGAAGGAACGGAAUCAGAGAAUCAUAGAAGAAGAAGCAUUAAAUGUUUUUGGAAAGAGGAAUGUAGAAUUACAAACGAUUAAGAAAAUUCUUUGUGAACGUGGUUUAAUGAUUUAUGAAAUUCCAAGUGAUGGUCAUUGCUUAUACAAUGCUGUUGCACAUCAGUUGAAGGUUAUAGGAGAAACUCCAUUAAAUUUGCAUGAUCUCAGAACAAAAACUGCUGUACACUUAAGGGAAAAUAUGAAUGAAUUUUUGCCAUUCAUUUCCAAUCCAGAUUCUGAUGAUUUUCUUUCACCAGAGCAAUAUGAAAAAUAUUGUGAUGAUGUUGCCAAUACAAGUGCUUGGGGAGGAGCUAUUGAGCUACAAGUUCUUUCGCAUGUACUGAAAUGUCCAAUAGAAGUCAUUCAGGCAUCAGGUGCACCAUAUGUUAUUGGUGAUAACUAUAAUAAUGAAAAAAAAAUGAUAGUGACUUAUCACAGACACAUGUAUGAAUUAGGUGCUCAUUAUAAUUCUGUCACCAAAUAUGUUAAAGAAGAAGAGAGCUGAUAAAGAUGGAUAUCAUAUUUGGCUAAUAUUUGCAAUGGAGAAAUUGAGCACACCUAUUAGCAUAUUUUAUUAUGAUGCAAUAUAUGAACCAUUUAAAGA
Molecule: messenger RNA, 1067 nt
Organism: Habropoda laboriosa
Lineage: Eukaryota; Metazoa; Arthropoda; Insecta; Hymenoptera; Apidae
Product: OTU domain-containing protein 6B
Exons: 4
Coding region: 78-968 (296 amino acids)
Biological process (GO): protein deubiquitination
Molecular function (GO): cysteine-type deubiquitinase activity
Source: RefSeq, a predicted model, not a curated record